AUGCGGUUUCCGGAGCCGCAGCAGGCGCGCGGCCCCUCCCGCCGCCGCGCGUCUCGCCGGACGACGCCGCAACGACCCGCCUGCACUGCGAGCGCUGCGGGGGAUGGCAAUGAUGCCCCGCCGCGCGGCGGGGCACCAGGCCACGAGCGCCCCCUCUGCCGCGCCCUCGUCAUCGGGGACCGGGGCUCCUUUUCGCAACCCAUUCGGUGGGGACGGGCGUGCACGACGACGGCGCCCGGCGCGCGGGACAGCGACUUAGUCUGGGACUGCACUGGGGAGAAGGAAUUAGCUGCAUGGAGGGGGCGAGCGCGACGGAGGCAAACCCGCCGGCGAGAGACGCGGACGGUACGAGGGAGUUGUGCGCUGCCAUUUGGCGACGUGGAGCCGCAUGGAAGUUAA
Trypanosoma conorhini is the source of this 399-nucleotide messenger RNA. RefSeq lists its product as uncharacterized. The transcript has a single exon. The record is from RefSeq and is a predicted model, not a curated record. The coding region runs from base 1 to 399 and encodes 132 amino acids. Lineage: Eukaryota; Euglenozoa; Kinetoplastea; Trypanosomatida; Trypanosomatidae.